AUUCUCCAUUUCCAAAAAAAUCCCGUCUUUAAAUUCCACCCAAUUUUUCCGCCUUCUUAAUCAUCUCUCUCUCUCUCUCUCUCUCUCUCUCUCUCUCUAGUCUCUACAAUGUGGAACUCCUCUGUAAACAUGUUUGCAAGAACAGGGGAAAACAGAGCCGAGGACGACGAGGAGACGCUCCGGUGGGCGGCGCUGCAGCGCUCUCCGACGUACAUUCAAGCUCGAACGUCCUUCUUUCGCAACGUUGCUGGAGAAGUAUCGCUGGUUGAUGUCGGUAAUCUAGAAAUCCAGGAGAAAGGCCAGGUGUUGGAUAAGUUGAUCAACGCUGUUAAUGAGGAUACAGAGUUGUUCUUCAAUAGAAUCAGAAAGAGAUUCAAUGCAGUUGAUUUGGAAUUCCCAAAAGUUGAGGUUCGAUUUCAGGACCUGAGAGUGGAUGCUUUCAUCCAUGUUGGAAGCAGGGCAUUGCCAACUAUACCCAACUUCAUUUUUAACAUGACUGAGGCUUUCUUGGGGCGAUUAAGGAUUUUUCCAGGUAGAAGAAAGAAGUUGUCAAUUUUAAACAACAUCAACGGUAUUAUUAGGCCAUCCAGAUUGACGUUACUUUUGGGACCUCCAAGCUCUGGUAAGACAACAUUGCUUUUGGCCCUUGCCGGACGUCCUGGACCUGGUUUGCAGAUGGCAGGGAACAUAACAUACAAUGGACAUGAUCUAAAGGAGUUUGUUCCCCAGAGAACGUCUGCUUAUGUUAGCCAGCAGGACUGGCAUAUGGCAGAGAUGACAGUAAGAGAAACUCUUGAUUUCUCAGGACGUUGUCAAGGUGUUGGGUUUAAGCACAAUAUGCUUUUGGAGCUUUUGAAAAGAGAGAAGGAAAACAGGACGAUACCUGAUGAAGAUCUUGAUAUAUUUAUUAAGGCUUUAUCCCUUGGAGAGCAAAAGACAAGUCUGGUUGUGGAGUACAUUAUGAAGAUUUUAGGAUUAGACAUUUGUGCGGACACAUUGGUGGGGGAUGAAAUGAUUAAGGGAAUCUCUGGGGGCCAAAAGAAGCGGCUUACAACCGGUGAAUUGCUAGUUGGUGCAUCUAGAGUGCUCCUCAUGGAUGAGAUAUCAACUGGACUUGAUAGUUCAACUACCCGCGAAAUAAUCAAAUAUCUUAGAUAUGCAACUCAUGCUCUAGAUGGGACCACUAUCAUCUCCCUUCUACAGCCAGAUCCUGAGACAUUCGAGUUGUUUGAUGAUAUCAUUCUUCUGAGUGAGGGACAGAUUGUAUAUCAGGGACCACGUGAGGCGGCUCUUGAAUUCUUUGCAUAUAUGGGGUUCCAGUGUCCAGAUAGGAAAAAUGUGGCUGAUUUCUUGCAAGAAGUUUUAUCAGAGAAAGAUCAAGAACAAUAUUGGUUCCCUGAUAUCUAUUACCAGUAUGUACCUGUGGCAAAGUUCGCUGAUGCUUUUAAAUCGUUUUGGGUUGGCAAUGCUUUGUCACAAGAUUUGGCUGUUCCCUUUGAUAGACGUUAUAACCAUCCAGCGGCCCUAUCAACUUCGACCUAUGGUGUGAAGAGGACAGAGCUGCUCAAAAUCAGCUUUUCAUGGCAGAUGCUGCUUAUGAAACGGAAUUCAUUUGUCUAUAUCUUUAAAUUCAUACAGCUUCUGUUCAGUAUUGUGAUCAUGAUGACUGUAUUUUUUCGAACAACGAUGCAUCAUAAUUCAUUGGUUGAUGGAGGACUCUACCUGGGUGCACUUUACUUUGCAAUGGUUAUGAUACUUUUCAAUGGAUUUAUGGAAGUCCCAAUGUUGAUAGCGAAGCUUCCUGUUAUCUACAAGCACAGGGAUUUGCGUUUCUAUCCUUGCUGGGUUUAUACCCUUCCUUCUUGGGUUUUGAGUAUUCCAACUUCACUUGUGGAGUCUUUUAUAUGGGUUGCAGCCACAUACUACACAGUCGGGUUUGAUCCUCAAAUAACUAGAUGCCUCCAGCAGUUUAUAGUAUACUUCUUUCUGCACCAGAUGUCAAUAGGGCUUUUCCGUGUGAUGGCUUCCCUUGGCCGUAACAUGAUAGUCGCCAACACCUUUGGAUCAUUUGCAUUGUUGGUUGUCAUGGCUCUAGGAGGAUUUAUACUCUCGAGAGAUAGCAUUCCAUCUUGGUGGAUCUGGGGUUACUGGUUUUCUCCUUUGAUGUAUGCUCAAAAUGCAGCUUCUAUAAAUGAAUUUCUUGGGCAUUCAUGGGACAAGAGGGCUGGAAACUACACAACUUUGUCUUUGGGUGAGAUGUUACUAAAGGUCCGCAGCUUAUUUCCUGAGGGCUAUUGGUUUUGGAUUGGUGUGGGUGCUUUGCUUGGUUAUACAAUUUUAUUCAACAUCCUCUUCACACUUGCUUUGACUUACCUGAACCCCCUUGCAAGUCAUCAAGCUGUUGUUUCUAAGAAAAAGCCCGGACACAAAGCAAAGGGAGGGGAGAGUGAAUGUGCCAUUAUUGAGCUGGGAGAGUUUUUGCAACAUUCACACUCAUAUACUGGAAGAGAUGUUAAAAACCAGAGAGGCAUGGUUCUUCCUUUUCAACCUCUUUCAAUGGCGUUCAGCAAUCUUAGUUAUUAUGUCGAUGUCCCCGUGGAAAUGAAAAAGCAGGGUGUGGUAGUAGACAGGCUGCAGUUACUUGUCAAUGUUAGUGGAGCAUUUCAGCCUGGUGUGCUCACUGCUUUGGUUGGUAUCAGCGGUGCUGGUAAAACUACUCUAAUGGAUGUUUUAGCUGGUAGAAAAACUGGCGGAAUUAUUGAAGGGAGCAUUUACAUUUCCGGGUACCCUAAAAAGCAAGAAACAUUUGCAAGGAUAUCUGGCUAUUGCGAGCAGAAUGAUAUCCAUUCGCCCUGUUUGACAAUUCACGAGUCACUUAUGUUUUCUUCUUGGCUGCGGUUAUCUUCACAUGUGACUUUGGCAACACAAAAGGCAUUUGUAGAUGAAAUAAUGGAACUUGUCGAGCUCAGUCCACUAAGCAAAGCUUUAGUUGGUUUACCAGGUGUGGAUGGGUUAUCAACUGAGCAAAGGAAAAGGUUGACCAUUGCUAUUGAACUUGUUGCCAAUCCUUCUAUUGUCUUCAUGGAUGAACCUACUUCAGGGCUGGAUGCCAGAUCUGCUGCUAUAGUCAUGAGAACUGUGAGAAAUAUUGUCAACACUGGGCGGACAAUUGUUUGCACCAUUCACCAGCCUAGCAUUGAUAUCUUUGAGUCCUUUGAUGAGCUUCUACUAAUGAAACGUGGAGGGAAGCUAAUCUAUGCCGGUCCAUUGGGAACAAGGUCUUGUAAGCUUAUUCAAUAUUUUGAGGCAAUUCAAGGAGUCCCAAAGAUUAAAUCUGGCUAUAACCCUGCGGCUUGGAUUCUAGAGGUCUCUUCUCCAGCAGAAGAAAUUCGACUUGGCGUGGAUUUUGCUGAAGUUUAUCAGACAUCAAGCUUAUUUCAGAAAAAUAAAGACCUUGUGGAACAGUUAAGCAAACCACAUAGGGAAACAAAGGAUUUGCACUUCCCGUCAAAGUAUUCUCGGUCAUUUUUUGCCCAGUUUCUAGCAUGUCUUUGGAAGCAAAACCUGUCGUAUUGGAGGAAUCCUCAGUACACUGCUGUACGCUUCUUCUACACGGUCAUCAUAUCAUUGAUGUUUGGAACAAUAUGCUGGAGAUUUGGUUCUAAAAGGGACAACCAGCAGGAUAUCUUUAAUGCUAUGGGAUCCAUGUAUGCAGCAGUUCUAUUUAUCGGGAUUACAAACGCCUCUGCUGUGCAACCCGUAGUGUACGUUGAAAGAUUCGUUUCUUAUCGAGAGAGAGCAGCAGGGAUGUAUUCAGCUCUACCAUUUGCAUUUGCACAGGUUAUCAUUGAGUUCCCUUACGUCUUAGUACAGUCAGUUAUUUACAGCGCUAUCUUCUACUUCAUGGCCUCUUUUGAGUGGACCCUGCUGAAGUUUAUGUACUACUGCUACUUCAUGUAUUUCACCUUGCUGUACUUCACAUUCUUCGGAAUGAUGACAAUUGCCGUCACACCUAACCAUAACAUCGCUGCAAUCCUUGCUGCUCCAUUUUAUAUGAUAUGGAACCUCUUCAGUGGAUUCAUGAUUCCUCACAUGAGGAUCCCUAUUUGGUGGAGAUGGUAUUAUUGGGCAAAUCCAAUAGCCUGGAGUUUGUAUGGCCUUUUGACAUCCCAAUAUGGAGACGUGGAAGAAUCGGUCAAGCUCUCUGAUGGAAUUCAGUCAGUGCCAAUAAAGAAGCUACUUGAGGACCAGUUUGGGUACCGACAUGAUUUUUUAGGAAUCACUGCGAUUGUAGUGGUUGGUUUCUGUUUGCUCUUUUCUGUGACUUUUGCUUAUGCAAUCAAAUCCUUCAACUUCCAAAGGAGAUGAGGAGGAGGAGGAGCACAGUAUAAUGCUGUUCAACAGCUAACAGAUACGUUCUUAUUUCAGCUAGAAGAAGGAAUAAGGUUAAUCGCCACAAAGAAUACGGAGGCAUCAGUGGUGCUCAUGACACAGUUAUUCAGCAGAGAUGUUUCAAAUGACUGUACUCUUAUUAUUGUGUAUCAUGUAGAGAAGUCUAAAGUUGAUUGUGUCAUUCAGCAGAGAUGUUUCAAAUGACUGUACUCUUAUUAUUGUGUAUCAUGUAGAGAAGUCUAAUGUUGAUCAAGUUGUAUAUGAAUAAUGUCUAUAACCCAUGGAAAACCCUCUUCGUUCUUGUUUCAUUAUCA
Rhododendron vialii is the source of this 4706-nucleotide messenger RNA. Its product is annotated as ABC transporter G family member 32-like. Lineage: Eukaryota; Viridiplantae; Streptophyta; Magnoliopsida; Ericales; Ericaceae. The coding region runs from base 109 to 4368 and encodes 1419 amino acids. Gene Ontology annotation, molecular function: ABC-type transporter activity; ATP binding; ATP hydrolysis activity. Gene Ontology annotation, cellular component: membrane. The transcript has 25 exons. The record is from RefSeq and is a predicted model, not a curated record.